CCUCGCCACUUCUGGUUUUCUUUUCUGGUCUGGGGACUACUUGCUACACAGUUUCCUCUAUAGCUCCGAUAAUGGCUUCCUCGAGACGAGCAAUGCGUCCUCCUCACGCAGCGCCGAUGUGGAUCGCCGUCAUAUUGGCGGUGUCCCUGACCCCCUUUGCGUCAGCGCUUCGUUAUGGUCAGUCCGAGCCUCCCCCCAAGCUGGACUAUGCGUCGUGCGCAGCGGAGGUGGAGGAAUGGGUGGAGGUGCAGAUGGCGGAGACCGCGGAGGUGCAGUGGCAGCGGGAGGAGCGCAGCAGCAGCGGGGAGCCAAGCAUGCCACAGACGCUCUUCUUCCUGCACGUCGCCAGGGCGGGAGGCCGGACGUUCCACCAGUGCUUCCUGAGCGUGCUCAUGCCCAGUAACGUGCAGUGCAACAUGUCGUAUCACGUGCUCAGAGACGACCCCACACUGGGCUGCCGUCUGCUAGCCACACACGACGACUACGGCAUGACCACCCAGCUGCCCCCUGGCGCCGCCACCGGAGUAACUACUCUCUUCAGGGAGCCUUUAGACCGCGUGCUGUCCAUGUACGAGUUCUCGGUGCACAUCUCUGGGAGGAGCAUGGGGCUGGACCUCAAGCAGCUGCCAGAUGAGACGCUGUACGCCGCCCGGCGCAAGAUGCGCGAGCACUACAGGAACCUGGUGCCGACCGACACGAGGAACGUGUGGCCGUGGACGCUGCUUUCUAUCGUUAUGGAAGAGGACCUGUGGGAUCGGCGCGAUUUCACUGGGAUCCCUCCCCCGCCUGUAGGCUUUGACGAGGGUCGAGUUGACAUGUACUCGCGCCCGCACCUCGUGAUGCCGCUCAGGGACUUUAUAGAGCUGCCGCUCGCCUUUGAUGUCGUGCACAACGGAGCCACCUUCCAGCUGGCGGGCAUCACCAACAACAGCGUGCUCCCAGAGGCCAAGCGGCUGAGGCAGUGCGUGCUACAGCACCCGGAGCUGGGAGAGGAGAUGCUCAAACUCGCCAAGGCCCGAGUGGACUCUCUCAUCCACCUGGGCUUCACUGACCGCAUGGAGGAGUCCAUUGAGUUGCUGCUGGCUGUGCUUGACCGCUCCUUCUCCUCCCAGGCCUUCACCCUCCCAGGCAAGAACCCCAGGGGGCGGUGCAAGAAGCCCAAGAAGUCCAAGAAGGACAAGGCAGGCGAGAUGCCGUGGAAGAGCAUCCGGGAGCAGUACAUGGAGUGCCUCAAGGACCAGAUGGAGCUCACGCAGCUGAAUGAGAUGAUCGCCUUCAGGCACAUGGGCCCACUCAAGUUCUCCAGGAAGGAGAGGGCCCACAUUCCAGCCAAUGUCAUGAAGCGCAUCAAGGAGCUCAAUGCUCUCGACUUGGAGCUCACUGAAUAUGCCCGGGAGAAGUACACUGAACUGCUGGAGAAGUAUCGCCCGAUGAUGGAGACUAUCAACGAUCCCUCCUCCGACCGCUGCUGAAGGCUCUCUCGUGCUCGCAAGCUAACGACACAUUUCAUGAUAGAGAUGAGCAGCAGUGUAAUCGUGGCUUGCAUGCUAACGACGCUCUCGUGCUCGCAUGCUAAGGACAUGUUUCAAAGCGUGUGGUGUGGUGCAAUGCGUGCAUGGCUUCUCCCCCAAAUGCCACCAUGUAUCGCGUCAAGGUACCAGGGUUGUGAUUGAUGCAAUUCGGCAAAUUCUGCCAACCAGCCCCGCCAACUUUGAUGAUAUGACAGCUUCUUUGUUUCCAAUCACAAUGAUCAGUGGUAGGCUUGGCAUUGGCAGACUUCAUGCACAUCCUUCAGGCUUGUAAUGAGGCAUCUUAAAGCGAGGACCUUGAAACCCCCCCA
Messenger RNA from Closterium sp. NIES-67, 1840 nucleotides. The record is from the annotation of a GenBank genome assembly. NCBI's taxonomy places the organism in Eukaryota, Viridiplantae, Streptophyta, Zygnematophyceae, Desmidiales, Closteriaceae.